AUGAACUUCGGAUUCAGCGGCAUCGACGAGCUGAACGGGCUGGACAAUGCCCUCAUUGAAGAAAUCGAAAAGGAGACCAAGGGUGCCGGUGACAACAAGCGAAAAUUUGAUAUCUACGAUGAGUAUGAAUUGUUGUUAAAUAAAAAAAAAAAAAAAAAAAAAAACGAGCAUCUGGAAAAAAACGCAAGUUUAGCAGCCAAGGCCAACCUUGAGCAACAGACCACACUCAUAAAUUCAAUCACAGGAUCGCCCUUUAAUAGAGAAUUCCAGAACUACUAUAUUUUCAAUGACUACCGUUUUGUCAGGGAGUAUGUUUAUAAGAACAACUUAACUUCGGACGAUAUAUUUUUUAAGGCAGAACAACUGGAAUCUAGAUGCAGGACGGAAUGUGCCAAAUUAGCUAGCACCAAUGAAGACAUCGAUGAAUACCUUAAGAUUUACGACUGCAAUGACAUUUACCCUCCUGUGUAUGUGAAGAAGUUGGGUUGUCAGGGAAAGCAUGUAGGAAGAAACUACAUGCCAAAUCUGGGGGAUGAUACGCAGGAACAACAACAAGGUGGUGGAACCUGGAUGACCACUUCCUUCCUCAAACGAAACAAGGAAGAGUUCAGAAUAACGCUGGAAAAGGUUCUAAAGGAAAUUAAAGAGGAGGACCAGAAGCGGAAGGAGAACAGAGAAAAUAAGCCAACGGAAUUGGGGGGAGUCUACCAAGAUGAGGAAACAAUGGGAAAAACGGUGAGGCCACAAACGUCUAUCAGUUUUGUGGAAAAGUACAGGGCAAAAUAUUUCUCCGAACUUUUGACAGACGAAACAAUCAACAGGGAAGUUCUCCUGUGGAUGAAGCAGUGGACCGAGCGAAUAGCCAAAGGGUCAGCGAACAUGGCAUCCACACAGGGAAAUGAUAAGAACGAGGAAGAGGAAAACAAGAAAAGUAGCGAAUUUCAACGAAUCUUACUUCUGGGUGGGUCAGCAGGAAAGGGGAAAACAACUUUAGCAUACGUGAUAGCGAACCAUUUUAAAUUCAACGUAAUUGAAAUUAAUGGAAGUGAUGACAGGAAUAAGGAAACGCUGAUCCCACUACUAGAAUCCAUCGUGUGUAACAACUCCAUAGGUUCUAAACCAAACAUGUGCAUCAUAGAUGAAAUUGACGGCAUGACGAGCACGCAACAAAACAUAGAAGCGGUUAUGAAGUUUCUAACGAAGAAGGACAGGAGAAAUAGGAGCAUCAUCAAGAGACCAAUAAUUUGUAUCUGCAACGAUAUUUAUCACAAGAGUUUAAAGGAACUCCGAAAGAUAAGUAAAGUCGUUGUGGUGGAUAGUGUCAAUUACGAAACGUUGAAGGGGCGCAUCCAUUUUAUCUGUGAUCGGGAGGGCAUCAGCAUAGGCAACGAUACGGUUAGCAAGUUGGUGGAGAUUUGCAAGGGGGAUAUUCGGGCUAUUCUAAAUACGGUGUGUUUCCUCAGCAUCGGGGGCGGGAGCACUUCCAAUGGGGGUACGAAUGGCAGCGCGUCUGUUAUCGGUCAAAGGACACACAAGCAGAGACGCAAGGUAGUAAUCACCAUGGACCUACUCAACGCAUACCUCUUCUACAAAGACGCAAACAACAACUACAUGGAGCUUCUUAACAUGAUAUAUGUGAAGAACAAAAAUAAAAAAAUGAUCAAACAGUUGCUACAGGAGUGUUACCAAUUCUUCCACCUUAAUUUGUCGAAUGAAUACAACUACCUUCAAACCUAUUACUACGUGUACGACAACCUCAUGAAUAUACCUUUCAACGAUUUCGAUUUUUGUAAGUUGAGUUACUCUUUGGAUUUCCUCUCUUUCUGUGAUAAUAUGGAAUAUAGGCAGAAACAAAAUUUCAAUUACUCCAUGCACAAGAUGUUGUUUUACGCUGUCUACCUUUUCAUCCUCAUUAUUCAUCUGAAUAUUAAUUCGCAUGUCCAGUAUAUUCUCGUUCAUAACAGCCACAGUAACUAUAACCGUACGAAACAACUAAGCGUGAAACAGAUCAAGGAAAACUUUUUAAAUGAAAAAUUCGGAGCCAUAACUUAUAAGUAUAUCUACUCCAAACAGUUCUUCUUUGAAACCAUCAAUUAUAUUUUCUCCUUCUUCUACAUGAAUGAAUUCUUCUACAGAAAUGUCCACCUGUGGGGAACGGCUAGCUAUUUCAACGACUUGGAUGCCCCCAAGUAUUCCCUUGUUCCAUACCAUUUUAAUAACGUUAACAAAUUGAAGUUGUUCUGCUUGAAGUUGCUUCACGUGAUGACACUUUUUAAUAUUUCAUUCACUAACGUGUCUAUGUCGUCUUCAUCACUGGGACCUUUUCAUUUUGGUCCGCACAGAGGUAAUCAGCCCUUUCGGGGGGCACCAGCAGGGGGUAACCCUACCGGUGGUAACCAUGUUGGCAUGAACAAUGCCAGUGGUAACCAUGUAGACGGUAAUCAUGUCCGUAUGAACAAUGCCAGUGGUAAUCAUGUUGGUGGUAACAGAAGCUCCCUGGGCGAGGCCGACAAGGUGUACGUCUUCGACCCGUACGUGGACGACUUCCUCCUCUACGCCGAGAAGAAGGAAACAGGCUACAGGCAAUUCCACCAGAUAGGCAAGCCCCCCAUGGCCACCUCGACGAUGCUCACCCCUCACGCCAACACCUUUCACUUCCAAACCUUGGAUAACCUCCUCAACAACACCGUCUGCGAAAAAUUAAAUCAAUUGAAGAAGUGGAUUAACAACCAGUCAGUUUACUAUUCUGACAAGAAAAAACAACCGAACCAGAUGCAUAUUAUUAAGGCUUCCUCCUCCAAGACAAACAAAGGAAAGUUCGAAGUUAACUAUUCUCCCAACUUUGACAAAUCUCUGACUGAUAUAAUUUUAAUUGCACAGCAGAAGGGGUAUCAGAAGGCAUUUUCUAUUUAUUUUCCAAAUGAGCUAGCUGAAGAUGGUGGUGUGGGUUUUACUUCUGGAAAGUUAGAUGCAAAAACGGGUUCAACGGAUAAACAGGCAAAAGGAGGAGGCGCAAAUGCAUUCGCACUUGUAUCGGGGGCCAAGAACUUCAAAAAUGAGCAGAACAUUUUGAAGACCAAAAUUUUACACAACACGGGAGAUGCUGCCCUCACCAUCGCCGACCUCAUCAAAGAAGAAAAGAUUUACAUGGAUCGCAACAUCAACAAAGAUAAGAAGAUUUAUUUCACGGGGAAGUACGUCAAGACCAAGGGCUAUUACAAGAACAUCGAGGAGCGAUGCAAUGCCGUUCUUCAGCCCCUCCACUUUUGCGUCUUCCAGGGGAACUAG
Molecule: messenger RNA, 3288 nt
Organism: Plasmodium knowlesi strain H
Lineage: Eukaryota; Apicomplexa; Aconoidasida; Haemosporida; Plasmodiidae
Product: P-loop containing nucleoside triphosphate hydrolase, putative
Exons: 1
Coding region: 1-3288 (1095 amino acids)
Cellular component (GO): nucleus
Molecular function (GO): ATP binding; ATP hydrolysis activity; DNA binding
Source: RefSeq, a predicted model, not a curated record